AUGUUAUUAAAUUAUAUACUAAUACCAAUUGUAAUUGCAUCCUAGGAGUCUUGUCAACAUUACAUGACAUCCCUUUUGGUGAAAGCUGAAAUUGAAGGAUACAAGAAGCUUUUUGAAGAUAUAUGGCCAUAUGUAAGUUUAUCAGGAACAAGGUACUAUUUGUUAUUAUAAGGUAGUCUUAAUCAAUUUGGUAUGUUUGAAACUUGUUUAAGAAAGGGAUAUUAUUAUUCAAGUCUGAAAAUAGAAAUGGAACCCGUGCCCAGUUAUUAUGGAUUAUGUCAUUCAAGAGAAUGUACAACGGAUGACUUCAAUGAUGAAUAAUUUUAGUCUGAUUUUAAGGAGUUGAUCAAUUCAACAGGGAUCUUAGAUACAUAUAAUGUAAAAUUGAAGUUAUUCAAGGUGUCAUUAGACAAUGCUGAUUUCAUUUUUUAUGACCCUCUUAAUUAUAAUAAGAAUUCAGGUGUUAUGUUCAUAUUGACACUUUUUCUUAUUGGAAUGUUGUUGCUCCUAAGUUGUUUCAAUCCAAUAUUUUGUUAGUUAAUAAAUAUCAAAAGAUAAGUCAAAGUUUCUAUUAAUAUAAGAGAUAUUGAAAAUAAUGAAAAGCAGGAUGAUGAAAAUUAAGGAUUGACAAACAAUUAGAUUCCAGUUGUAAAACAAGAGGAAACGAAUAAAUUGUGUUUCUUAGAUUAUUCUAUUUAGACAAGUUACAAUACACUAUUCACAUUCAAAGAUCACGAUACAAAUUUAAGUAUUAUGGAGGGAUAUAGAUCAAUAGGAUUUUUUAUGGUGAUCUUUGGUCAUCAAUUUCUAGAUUUAGCUAAAUCUUCAUUUAGAUUUGAAAUGAUAGCGUAAUUGAAAUCGUGGUUAUGUUUAAACUUAGUUAAUAUGCUAUAUAGUGUAGACAUGUUCUUUUGGCUUGGUGGGUUUUUUAGUGCUUACAUGUUAUUGGAGAAGAGCAAAGUGAAACUAGUGAAGAGAAAUGGAUUCUCAAUAUUUGGAUUCUUAUUACAUAGGAUAUUGAGAAUUUGGCCUUGUUAUGCAAUAGCCAUUCUGAUAAGUUCAUAGUUAGUACCAUACUUAGGAGAUGGACCAAGAUGGUUUAUGGCUUUGGAUCGUUUUGAAUGUGCAACAGGAUGGAGAAACCUAAUAUUUAUAGAUAACCUCUUCUAUGAUACUUAAUAUUGUUUUCCAUGGGGUUGGUAUUUAUCAACGGAUAUGCAAUUGUUCAUCUCUUGUUUGAUUCCGGUGUUCUUUUAUGCAAAAGUCAAUUCAAAAGUCGCCAAGGCUAUGAUAGUAUCAUUGUUAAUAAUCACUCAAACUAUUGGAACAGUGAUGUCAUUAGUGAAUGAGUAUUUGUUGCCUCCUUUCGCUUUGACUUAACCGAAUAUGCAUUAGAAUUACUACACGAAACCAUUUACGAGAGGUCCCCCAUAUUAUUUGGGAUUCCUAUUAGGAGUUUUAUACAGAGAAUUGAAAGAAAAUAAUGUGAAUGCAUUAAGUAGAUUAUAGGCAUUUGCUUAACAGAGACAACUUAAUUUUAAGUUGUUUUGCUAUUUAUUGGGUAUAUUAAUUAUUGGAGGAAUAUGGUUUGGAUGGAGACCGGCUCAAUUGCAUUAUGAACAUUAGGAUUAUUGGAAUAAAACCAUUUAGAGUUUCUGGUUUGCCUUUUGUCGAUUAGGAAUAGCUUUGGGAAUGAGUGUCUUAUGUUUGCCAUGUCUAUUUGGGAUGAAAGAUGUAUUCAACAUGACGUUUAUGAGGAACAAUUACUUUAGGUUUAUUAACAAGAUUUCCUUUUCUGGUUACUUAAUACAUUAGAUAAUAAUCUUUGGAUUACUAGGGCAAUUCUAUUAAACGCCCAAUUUCUCAUUCGAAACUAUAUUCACACUUUACAUUGGGAAUUUGUUUAUCACUCAAAUAUGUUCAACAUUGUUCUAAUGGAAAACAGCCUUAUGA
Molecule: messenger RNA, 1953 nt
Organism: Paramecium tetraurelia
Lineage: Eukaryota; Ciliophora; Oligohymenophorea; Peniculida; Parameciidae
Exons: 3
Molecular function (GO): acyltransferase activity, transferring groups other than amino-acyl groups
Source: RefSeq, a predicted model, not a curated record